AUGGUUUCAGGGCAUCUGGGAAUCAUAGAAUUGCCACACACUUUCACCAUUAUAGAGACCAGGGUUCACUCCCCUGCAGCCAUGCCUCCAGCUCGCUGCUGUAAUGAACCCAUUUGGCAGCGCAGGCGGAAACUGGCAAAGGACCAUGUUCUGUCUCGGGAGCCUCUGGCGCUGUGUGACCUGAAAGCAGAAGUAUCCCCUAGGAUCUCAGCCGAGGACUUAAUCGACCUUUGUGAGCUGUCAUUGGCCGGGCCCACCAAAAGAACCAAAGCUGGCAAGCCCAAAAUCAUCGCUGUUGACAUCCGCACCGUAGAGGACUUCAGCAGAGGCCAUAUAUCUGGCAGCAUCAACAUUCCCUUCAGCACAGCAUUCAGCCCUGACGGUGAGCUGGUGCAGUGUCCUGCAACAGGAGUCCUACAGAACUACAGAGGACGUGUGAUUGUGAUCAUUAGCCACGCCAUGAAGAGUGCUGCUAUAUUUGCAGCACAUCUGGUCAAGGUAAAUUUCCCACGAGUUUGUAUCCUGGAUGGAGGGAUCAACAAGCUGAAGCCCACUGGACUCCUGACUGUCCCCUCCCCUCAAAUCUGACAACAUACCUCAGCUUUGCUUUAAAAAAGGGAUGAGAGGAAAGACUGUAUAUUGGAAAAAAACAAUGUCAUUAUUGUAUUUAGACUUUUUAAACAUAAAAUAAUAAAACUGUGGUGCAAAAUGAAAACUGCAAAGAAAUAAUCUCCUUAUUAACCCAGUUUGAUUUCAUAAUAAUAAUAAUUCUAAAUAUACUUACAGGGAAAAAUUUUUAUUUUCAGUCUCAAAAAAAAGAAUGAUUGAAUAAAUAAUUUUGGGGGGCAGGGGGGCAAACUGCUAUGUGUUGUAGUAGCUUUGCACUGAUACAUUGAGCUGUCUGUGACCAACAUAAAUAUCUUGAUGUAUGUCAGCCUGACUGUUCGGAGCCAGUUGAUCCAGGGAACUCAUUGGCUUUGCAAAGAUAGAAUUUAUGUCAGAGCUGUUGUAAUUGCGGUAGAUUGUACAGGUGCAUCUAAUAAGGUGGCUACUGAGUUUAUGAUUGUGUAUGAAACAAUAAAAAACAAAACUAGUAUUUGCAUUUA
This is a messenger RNA of Micropterus salmoides (largemouth bass), 1106 nucleotides long. Its product is annotated as TBC domain-containing protein kinase-like protein. The transcript has 4 exons. Lineage: Eukaryota; Metazoa; Chordata; Actinopteri; Centrarchiformes; Centrarchidae. Bases 1 to 588 code for a protein of 195 amino acids. The record is from RefSeq and is a predicted model, not a curated record.